AUCGAGCAUUCCAACGAUAUCGAGGCCUUUCAUAAGAUGUUUCAGUAUCUCGAAGAUAGCACAAUUCGUGCUGAUAAAUCAGAUAUGUGGGCUUGUGUGACGCAAGUUGCCGUGAGAAUUUUCCAACGUCUAAUUCAACGUCUGAACAAAAUGUCACCAACUCAGCAGGGUCCGCCGUCUCAAUUCCUUUACAAAUUUGUUUUAUCCCUCCAGAAAUUCGUUUUCCUAUUAAUUUCUGGAUUGAGUGAUCGAAUUGUUGUUGCAAUAUCUGUGCCUGAGCAAGAAUAUAGCCCCAUUAUUGAAUUCUGUGCCCCAAUGAACUCAAAGCGUGAGGAGUUAGUGGACAUGCACGCACAAUUCCUAUUGGUUAAGUUCAAUCAUAUUCAGAAGGGGGUUCGUGUCGUCGCAGACCAGUUCUUGAGCGAUCUAGCUAGAGUAUUCCCACACAUUAUGUGGAGUGGAAGAGUGCUGUUCACCAUGCUUGAUAUCACCGAACUCCUUGCGCAAUCCCUUGAAAUUGGAAUGAAUCACGUUCCACCGGUCUACACUGUUCCCGACACUCCAUUUUACCUAUCUGUCAUGGAGACACGGCAAGACCGUCAACAAAUUCUCUCCGACUUCGUUAAGCGUUGCACAUCUGUGAUUGAAGAGGGUCUUAAAUGGACCCCGGGUUUGGUUCGGUCUCAUCUCGCCGAAUACGCUCUUCAAAGAGAGCACUCUUGGCAGGGUCUUCAUCGACACACGGGUUUAGCACUCGCUUCUGAACUCGUUUUCAAUUACAAUGGACCACCAAGCCGUAUUAUUCACACUGUCUUACCUGGGGUUAUGGAUAAACGACCAAAUUCUGCUCGGUAUGACUACUCGAACUUUAUCUGCAAUUUGACUUUACGCAGUAAAUUCCUCGGACAAGUCAGUGGUUUGGUCAAAGAGAAAUCCGAUCUGAAUUGUGCUGCUGUUAAUGCUAUUCAGGAUUUCGAAUGCGCCUGUGCUAAAGCAAAAGUGAAAGGAGAUCAGAUUAACGCCUCUAGUCCGGAAUUUGAAGCUAUUCAAACUAGUCUCUUUACUAUCACAGCUCUUUUAGUCGCUCGUGAUGACCGAUCGUCAUCAAUCGCGUGUAAAAUAGAUAAUGUUGAUGAGACUUUCGAUUCCGAUCCGGUGGUGUGCUCUUGUGGAUCACAACCCUUCAGUCCUGCUCUUCAGCGUAAACAGGCCUUCGUGAUGCAGGGAGCAAUGGUACGAAAACUCCUCCAACAACUCUGUCGUGCUCCCAUCAAGAUAUUCACCCCGAUGAUGGUUGAAUUGGCCAUCUCCUGUUGGUACUGGCUUUUGGCUGCUCGUGCUAAUCUCAAGCUUCAAUUCACAUGUGAAAUGAACGCUGCUUGGAAAUCCACAGUAGACCAGGGAAUGGGCGCGUUUUCUGAUGAAGCUGAUGGUUUAGACAAGGAUAGCCCACUCAUGAUGCUCUCCGAACGUGAAACUUCUUCAACAAAACGAAAUUACGCUCUUCCUCACUGCCUAUGGGCAGACUUCCUUUCAGAACGUCUUUAUGUGGCUCAGUCCUCUAGUCAAGAGGAAAUUAAACUCUACGUUAGUCUUCUUCAACACAGCCUCUCGGGAGAAGUGGAUUAUCUUGCUAGGAGUCGAGACAAUGGAACAGGAACCGGGUUGAAUAAGGUAAUGAUCCCCGUUCGAGCUCGUCUCUCGCGUUCAAUGGCCGCAAUGGGUGUCAGGUUCCGCCUGGCCAAAAUGGCUCUGGGAUUGUUGCAAAGUGCCAUAGCAGCCUACACCACCUCGAAUGAUUUUAUUGAUAACCUCUCAACUGGAAGCGGGACAACUGGUGGAGGUGCCGGUGUUCAAGCCAAUGUUUCUCCCACCCCUGUAGUCGGACAGUCGAAUAUGGCCGUCUCUUCUAUGGGCGCGGCAGCCACGGACUUAGGUGGUACCGGGUCCUUCUUAUUCUCUAAAAUUUCUCCAGUUCCCACUGCGCUUAUACUUUCACCGAUUGUACGAUUGUCUCUUCGAGAAAAAGUCUACUCGACUUUGAUUAACUACUUCAGUACGGAGCCAUCAUAUCCCCUGAAAACCGGAAUGCACUUGCGUGAUGACAUCCAAGUUCUAAUCGGAAUUCGAAAUGCAAUAAUCGCUGAACGUCGUUACCUCUCCUGUCGUCGGCUAAUUAGUGAAGAGGCUGAUGCAUUGACCCAGAUUUCGGGUCACGGUGGUGGGGGCGUUGCUGAUAUAAGUUCCCAAAUAGGUACCCUAAGUCGUCUCGAUCCCAUGGGUACAAUGAAUUCAGCAUCCAAUGUGGUUUUGCCCGCAGGUCAUUCUAUAAUCCGAUCAUCCAGUUUCCAUUCCUCCACUAUGAAUGCUUAUCAUCCUGGCGGCUGCGGUGGUCAAGCCCAUCUCAUGAUGGCAGCGACAAGUCCUGGCGUUGCUGGAAGAUAUCGCAAUGGAGGUGGUUACUCUGGUGUGCCUCAUUUCGUCACAGCACCUGUGGCAGUUGCAUCAGCGGCCACUAUUAACUCGAAUAAUGAGGUGGCCGCGGGGACGUGUAAUGCUUACUCUUCCUGUCCCUCGGGAAUGGUGAAUGGAAGUAACCAGUUGAGGCCAUAUGCAACCUAUGCGGGAACAGUUUCUCUCCUCUCGAAACGGUCAUCCGCGCUAAGAUGCACACCAAGAUUAGAAUAA
Messenger RNA from Rodentolepis nana, 2688 nucleotides. The record is from the annotation of a GenBank genome assembly. Lineage: Eukaryota; Metazoa; Platyhelminthes; Cestoda; Cyclophyllidea; Hymenolepididae.